CUGAAGUUCUACGUCGCAUCCCAAUGGAUGGAACCUUUGAACAAAGCCGUCCUCUAGACAGAUUAGUUGGCAGUAGGAUUUGUUAUUCCUUCGAUUUGAAAUCAGCCACGGAUAGAUGGCCGUUGUUAUUUCUCUUCGAAGUUAUGCAAUUCCUAUUUGAUCGGUCGUUCGCUUCCAGCCUUGUUAAUUCGACGUUGGCUUGGAACAUAUUUGAGAAAACUUUUGUUAAACGAAAGUUUUCUCAAAUAGCGUUUGUGGCUGGACAACCGUUAGGAUCUCAUGCGUCUUGGCCUCUGUUUGCACUAUCUCAUCAUCUUUUGAUUUGGUAUUGUGCAGACCAGGUGUAGGUGUAUCCAGGUGUUCGCUUUACUAAGUACGGUGUACUCGGUGAUGACGUUGUCAUCGCUGAUAAGGAAGUGGUUAAGGUCUAUGAGUCUGCUCUUGGAAAAUUAGGAGUAACAAUAUCCUAUCAUAAAUCCCUGAUUUCGGAGAGCGGUUCUGCCGAAUUUGCCAAGAGAUUCCGAGUUCGAGAUUGAAGUGUGGACCUAAGUCCUAUCUCAAUCAAGAGCUUGAUGAAUUCCCAUCAUCCAUGUGGGAUCAUGGCCAUCCAUCUUAAGUACGGAAUCAAGCGAUUUAGUACACUUGCUCAUAUAAGUGGUGCUGGCUAUAGAGUCUUGGCAAAAUUGGAUCAUACCGGGUCUACGCACACCGAGCGCAUCCUGUCUAUGUGGACCAAGAUGUCCUUGCCAUUAGAAUUGUGGCUUGGACGGGGUCGUCCUUUAAAUCCUUAUUUGAGGGGCGUGAUCCUUGACUUCUUAAUAAAAGAAAUGAAGCCAAGGGAUCUUUCAUUACCUCCAGAUGCUCUAUUUGUGAGCAAGCGGGUAUGAAAGAUUUCUUAGAAUGGUCCACCUUAAGAGUAUGGGUUAAGGACUGGCUACGGUACUGUCGAUGAAACUACUGUACCCUAGAGAACCCUGAUGGAAACAUCCAAGAUGCACCUAUUGUAAAUCGGAAAUGGAAAAUCACUCGGACAGAUCCUCAUCUUGUUCGAUUUGGUCUUCUGUGGAAGAUUUUCGCUAUGAUUUCAUUAAAGGGACUAGAUUUUCAGUUACCUAUACUCGAAAGUUCUAGUUCACCAUUAUCUGGUUAUCUCUUGGGUGGGAUCUCUGGUACAGACUUCCUAGUAAAAUCGUGUGGUUGUGACCAACCGCACGCUGGAAGAGGAGUAAUCCAUCCUGGGGUUGAUAGCCCUUUGAUGGGUAGUCCUCGACCAAUGAAGUCCAUCAGGUAAAUGUAUUUUUCAAUAAAAAAAAAAAAAAAAGUUUUGUAGUGAUCCUCGGAAUAUUAAUGAUACAUAGAAGGAUAUCUAUGUAUAUCCUUUCAAUUCAAAAUUUUGAAAAAGAAUAUAAUAAUCGAACAUUUCUUCUUUUUCAUUUCUGCCAAAUAUUUUUUAUUGAUGCUAAUAGUUUAGCAGGAGAACUUGUUUUAUUAGAACUAAUAUUUUGAUUUCCGGAGUUAAAAAUCCUUUCUUCUCUUUUGUCAUUUUUUCUAUUUGAUUCCUGUUUGUGCUUGUUCUAUCAGCCAGAUCUUUCAUUUUUCUGUCAAUGAAUAAUCUGUCCAAUCCAAAAAUCGAAUUUGAAUGGACGAUUCGUGAAUCAUCCGAUUACUGAUUAUCCCAUCUUUUUCUUUUUUCGUUUCACUCAAUUCAGAUAUUUCUCUUAAUCCAAAUAAUGGAAUUGGGUUUCUUUUUGAAAGUUCUUUUUUUAUUCCUUUUUUUUUUUUUUAAUGUUUUAGAGGAGACAUUUUCUUCUUUUUAACCCGAACUAAAAAAAAAAAUUCGAAAAUUGCAAAAAAGAAGUAUUUUUGCUUCCGGACCACCUUUUCCAGCCAGAUAGCGAGCGAUCACUCAGCAAUGAACACUAACUGAAAGCGGCCGGGAAUGAGUACCUAUCCCUUACGGGAAUCGAACCCGUGUCUUCGACAUGAAAAGACGAUGUCCUAACCACUGGACGAAAGGGACCAAAAAGCCAUUCUUCAUAUACCUCAGCUCCGAGAAUAGAAGUGGUUCGUUUUCUUUCUAUACGCAAUUCAAGAUUUCGUUUGUGUUCAUGUUGGCGAUUUCUGAUGUGAAUUCGGCGGGUCGUCCCCCCUUCCUACGGGUUCUCCCACCGCCCCAGUGACACACCAACCACGCCCCUUCCCUUUCUCCGAUCAUCAAGCCCCCUGAUCCCUUUCUUUGUCUUUCAUCCCCCCUGAACAGAAUAGCCCCGUUCUUUCGAAUUCAAAAAAGAAAAUAGGUGAACAUGUUUCCCCUUUGAAGUGGCGAAGGCCUAUGCCUAAAGUAAGAAAAAAAGUAGGUUAAGGUUACGAAGUAAGGUCAGCUGGUUAAGGAAAGCUCAGGUUAUGAAAUCGCUUAGCCGUUAAUUAAUGAAAUUAAUUAAGUAGUAGUGAGGCGUCGGUACGGAGUUGCGUCAGCUGUAGAUAUAGACUAGGCUAAGGGACAGACUUCAUCUCUUCUAUUCUCUUCACUUACACCAACCACUUCCGCUGAGUCUAACGAGGCUCAGGUGCGGGGCCUUCCACUGUGGACCGAGACUACGCAAAGGUAGAAAUAGAAACUUCGCUUACUUUCUCAUAAACCUUGAUUUCGCUACGCUCAAUAAGAACCCGGAAUAGCGGAAAUCGGUUCGUGUUCCGCUUCCAAAGUAAGUCGUCUUUGCCCAAGUUUGAACUGCAGACGACUCUCCAGUGGUUCCAUUCCUUCUUACUUGACUUCUGGGUCAACCCAACCCGAAUGGGAAGAAGAGGGUCAGCCAAACAGCGGGUAGCUCCACUUUGUACAUUUUCUGAGGCAGACCAAUCAGGCAUUUUAGAAAAGGGAAGGGAACUUAUCACCGAAGGAGGCAGUAAGAAUGAAGGAGGUGGGAAGCUACCGCUGCAAGCUUAUCCUUGACUUUUUUUUAGAGCGUACCGCUAUUGAAUUUAAAUAAUAAAAAAGGUUGUUGGAUGAAAUAAUCGGAGUGACAAAUGGUUACGGUUGAGGAAACCGGAUAAAGUCGGGAACCGUCGGUUACCUUUUGAAUCAAAGUAGCGACGAGCCUAGUACUACGACUACAGGGGGGGAAGCUACCGCUUCGUAGACAGCUUCGCUUCCUCGUCGCUUCUUUCUGGCGACUAGCUUCUCAAGUGGGUGGCUUGGUAAGCAAGCUACCUUCAGAAUCAGUAAAAUCCCUAUCAAUAAUAGGCCGGAAUGGUGGGUUUGGAACCCUACUUCAAUGGAAAGGGGGAAUCGCCCUUUCACAGCCGCUCCUCUACAACUACCUUUCGCCCAACAUGAUCACGAACGAAGACAGAGAAUUGCGUAUAUAGGAGGAGGAAACAAACCAACCCACUUGUCCUGAUCAGAACGAUUGAAGAAAGAGAAUGGUGGCCCCUUUCGCCCAGGGGACAUCGUCGGAGAACAAUGUCGGGGACAGGGUGAGAACCUUCCGUUGGUUACGCCCUUGUUGUGUUGGUUCUUCCAUAUUUAGAUAUGGAGAUAGAUCCAGAUAGAGAUCUAUCUCUUUCUAUCGAUAGAUAGAUAGAAAGAGAAAUGGAUAUUGAUCUGGUUUCAAGAUCUAUGAAGAAGAGAGAUCCCUAAAUAUCCAUUGGAAAAAAGAGAUGAAUAGAGUUGAUAGGGCGGAGCCAGCGGAAGGAAGGUCGCUAACGCGACCCUGCAAUCUUUCUAAAGCAACAAGGGAGAAAGUUUACUUUGAGAAAGAAGGUGCUUACUGCUCGCUCGCUGUCUACUAAACGAGCCUUCACUGCCCGCCCGGCCCCUAUCUUUAAUCUUAAGUAAAGAGUGAAGUCAAAUCAAUGAAGUGAACAGCCCAACCUCUUUGUUUGAAGCUUUGCCAGGAAGCUUCUACUUGUUGAAGCUUUGCUUCCCCUAAUUCCAAAACACAACAAUAGACUUGCAACUAGAGUAUAGGAAAAAGCUUCUCUUUGAUAGCGGGGGGUUCAGAAAGGAUCUGAUCGUAGAUAGAGACUGAAACCUGUGCGGGGGGAAGGGCGGAUGUAGCCAAGUGGAUCAAGGCAGUGGAUUGUGAAUCCACCACGCGCGGGUUCAAUCCCCGUCGUUCGCCCAUCAAUAAAUGGACCAUUUGUUACGGAGACACAAGACAAACCUAGAAAGCAUUUUUUCUGCAAGUCAUCUCGAGGCUUUCAAACGCAUCCAAGCAAUGGGUAUCCGAUUGAAAGAAACCAUAGAUUCGCGUCGCCUACUUGCUGAAAGCACAAAUGGGAUGGCUGAUCAUGAAUUCUAUGAAUUUUUUAAGACCUCACUAAUCAGCCUUACACUUUUUAGUUCAUAAUGAAUGAAAUGAACCCCCGGAUGAAGAGAAAAUCUUCCCUCCCUUUGACUAAACCAUGGGGAGCCCCGAGUAGUUUACCGGACAAAUGAAGUUGUCGUGACGAUACCUUUCUUAGUUGAAGAUGGGAAAAGACUUCUCUUCAUCACGAGACUGAUCGGAUCUGCCGUAGACACCCGAGAGACCUCCACAAGGCAGGCUAAAAGAGUAAGAGGGCAACAAGCAAAGAGUUAUGCUUUCAUUUCUUUGUUGAGAUUGAAAUCAAGUUCUUUAAAAAGGGGCUAGGUAUAAUGCACGCAGGCCAAGUCAAGAAAAGGACGUCCUUACUUUUCUUUCAUAGUCGUCAACAUGACUAGUAGUUUGAAGCCUUAAGAAAACGGUUUUUUUCGGCACUCGGUUCCUUCGUCUUAAGUCAAGUUCAGUUUACUUUUUCGAUUCGGAACUCUUAGUCGAGCUGAUGGCGAGAUCGAUUUUUUGUUCGAGGUUAAAGAGGAAAGAGAGGAACCACCGCCCAAUGGUGCUUUUACGAAAGUACGGUCACCGGUGGCUAAUACCUUCUCGACACUAUCGAACCGUCAAUCCACUCUCAAUCGCUCUUUUUAGUGGGGAGGAAUUGUUUUCGUAUCCUGGACUUAAGGAAGGCAAAAAGUGCCCUAUCCGCCUUGUUGGGGGGGGGCAGUGCCAGUUCUUUCUUUUCAUUUCAAGUCAAGCUCCGUAUCCCUAUCUCUUUUUAGGUUGGCAUAACAAAGAAAGAUGGUGCCAAGAAAGAACACAUACCCAUCACUUUUUGAAAGUUCGGGAUCGUCAGGGAGCCCCUAUAGACGUAAAGACUUGACUUCACUGAACCGGCACUACUAUUUGUCGGCUCCUACCACUCGUCCCUCGUCUGCUCGUCGAGUGCGUCCCUUGCCCUUGCUCGUCUCUAGUCGUUUUUUCUCUAGUAGCCGAUCGACUUUCUUCGCCCCUCUCCCGCUUAUUGAUUAGGGCGAGUCACUCAAGUCCCUUGUCAUUCGUCCCUCUUUUACGAAAAUCCCGGGGUUUAUGCGUUUUUCGGAAACUCAAGUCGCUCGUCAAGCUAAAAACAGAGGAGUUCCCUCACUACGAAAGGUGUCCCGUGGAUGGACGAGUUCCUAAACUACGAAAGAUAUGGAGCGGAUGGCGUACUGAUAGAUCUCCUAUUCGUUCUGGAUCCAGCUGAAAAAGCCCUUUUUUUUUUUUUAUUAGUAAAGUUGCUCGAGACCGGAGAAUUUUAAUACAAUCUAGAAGAUCUGGUCGAAUGGUAGAAGAAUCUAUGGGUUCGUUAGGAAUCGAUAGUCGUUGUCUGGACAUACGAGUCACAGCCGGCCGGGAAGAGGAGAGAUCAACGACGAAGCUACUAGUUGGAAAGGAAAGGACAAGACCACCUUUCGUACAUUUCUACUGGUCCAGAAUUCUAAUAGCGAACGAAAGACCAGGAGAUUGGAUUUAGAAAGCACUUCCAGCAGGGUUGACGGCUGUGUGGCCCUCAUUCAGCUGGAAGUAGGAAAAAAAUCCCGGCACGACCGAUGACUUAGUCUUCCUUCUCCGCUUCGACUCAACCACCUACCUAACUUCUUAGAAAAGAUCCGAUAGAUAGCAGCUACCUAAGGCGCUUUUAAGCCCUUCACCAAUCACGGGCUUUCAUCUAGUAAGUCCUAGUACUAUGUUCUCCAAGCUUGACUAAUAGAAUAGGCAGGCCUUUUAGAGAACAGUAGAAUGUUGGGUUAGCUCUGCCUUUAAGUGAUAGGGGGCUGAGGGGUGACCGAUCCGGUCAGUCAAAAAAUAGGUUAAAAAAAAGGUGUGUCUGGUCUGGUGUAGCUAAUGUGACUUUCUUGAUCUAUAGUUCCUCUUCUUUCUCUUCUCUCUCUUGACCAAUGCUCCGGCUUCCAUAACUCAAAAGAUCAGCCGUUGUGACACAGGUGUAUCGAGGUAGGCCGUGGAUUGAAUAGAGAAAGAAGGGCUCGUAUUUGACAGAUUUCGAGCAACCCCCAACCUUCUACUUGGCCACUCCUCUCUCUUCCGGCUCUAAGUGACCUGACCACUUUCAUGCUUCGAAUGAGAAGUUGCGCUUUCGAUCUUGUUCUCAGCUCCGGGUCUGGUCCUUUAGGCGAGGCUCUUUACUUUACAGGGUGGUUCCCUUUACGGUUCAGGAAUUCGUGGUUGGCUUACUUUUGUUUGUUUGGUUACAGUUCAUGCCCACUCGUCAUGAACCCCCGCCCGCCCCGACGCUGAGUCGCAACUCUUCCUGUAGAAAGCUCCUUCAACUGAUUCAAGUGAUUCAGUCAGUAGGAAAGUCAGAUGCCUCUCCUGCAGGCCGAAACAUUUCCUUUGAAUAGAUGUGGUUCUCCCCAUAAAGAAAGAAUGAGUGCUCACUCUUAUGUUUGGUUUGGGGCCCACCCAAUUUUGGUGCGAAAUCUCACCUUUUGGAAAUCUCAAAUAAAGGAAAGUGGGAGUAUAGGUUUUUUUGAAGACCUCUCCCUUCUUCAUUAUUCUAAUCAUUGAAUUAGGUAGGACACUCACCCUACCCUACUUCUAAGGAUAGAUAGAAAAGGUGGGAGAGGGUUUAGGAGGUAUUUUGAGCGCAUGCUUGUUGCUUUAAUAGAGAAAGGGCUUGGCAUUUCACUCUUUGUUGUGGGGUUGUCACGGAUUGGCCGGCCAUACGGAUAGGGAAGUCCAAGGAGCUUUUUCUUUGUGGAGGUUUCACAUCACAUUAGUCAUUCCAUUCCUUCCGGAAAACCUAAAACGUGCAGGCCUACCUAAGAAUAGAGAGGGUACUUUCUGAUUUGAAAAUUAGGUUCUAUUACGAUGUAUACGAUGGGAUAUAGUUGAAGAAGAAAACUGGUUCUUCUCUUGAUCCAAUUUUGUUUGAUUGAUCUUGCCACUUAGAACUGGUGGGUAGGUCUGUCUUUCUCUGAUCCCGCUGAGCUGAAAGACAUGAGACAUACAUAAAAAAUCGUUUAGAUCCGGACCGGGCUCUCGAAAGCUCAUGUGACCGGAGGUGGGAAGAUAUGGGCUGGAAAAGCAUGUUAAUAAUCACCGCGGGCCCUUAUGCCCCGAGUGCUCAGCUUCGUCCCAGAAGUGGAACUAACUGGAGGGUCGGUAUGCGAAGAGAGGUCUCCCUUGUAACAGGAGUGAAGAAUGACCCGACCCGGCCACAAGAAGACAGGCAGAGUGGCGGGGCAAUGGUACCAGACGUUAAGGAGAGAGAAGUGAGUUGGUCUCGAUGAUAGCCCAGGCGAGUCUCGUGUGUGAUAGUCUGACCCAGAUGUUGGAUAUAGUUCCCUUCGGGUUAGGGUUCCAAACCUGCCCUAUCCCUUGUUGCCCCGGAGCUUGAGGUCUACUUCUACAUAGAUACAUACAGCUUGCCUUACCACCAUUUCAGAGCCGACGCCCCCUUUUUUGAUAGAGGGGAGUGAGAAAGAGAUUGAUUUUCGGAUCGCCUAAUUCAAUAGCUCAAAAAUAGGUGGAGUUCGCCCUUUCCUUUGAAGCAUAGUUAAGUGUUGCAACAGGGGGGUUGUUCAGCGAAUGGGAAGCAAACAAAGUCUCCAUACCAACAUGCAAGGCUUCGCAGCUAUCCAGAAGAGAGCUUUACUCUAUAGGGGUGCUAACGCUUUACUAAUAGAAUAUCAAGUCAAGGCUCUUCUUCUGUUCUACAAAUCUAACUAAUCUAUACGACUACUAAGACUAGGUCUUCUAGAGUGAACUAGCAUAGUAAUUUGUAUUUUUUUUGUGCCACUAGAAGCCUAAGCCGCACUA
Messenger RNA from Eucalyptus grandis, 8123 nucleotides. RefSeq lists its product as uncharacterized. The transcript has a single exon. NCBI's taxonomy places the organism in Eukaryota, Viridiplantae, Streptophyta, Magnoliopsida, Myrtales, Myrtaceae. The record is from RefSeq and is a predicted model, not a curated record.